Aplysia californica (California sea hare) is the source of this 4458-nucleotide messenger RNA. Its product is annotated as armadillo repeat-containing protein 3. The record is from RefSeq and is a predicted model, not a curated record. The coding region runs from base 64 to 2853 and encodes 929 amino acids. Lineage: Eukaryota; Metazoa; Mollusca; Gastropoda; Aplysiida; Aplysiidae. Gene Ontology annotation, molecular function: protein binding. The transcript is spliced from 24 exons.
CAACUUCCGGCAACUCCGAAAAGCUGCUUUCAAAGGGAUUGGGAGGAAAUAAAGGCUUUCACAAUGGGAAAGAAAGUGAAGAAGGAUGAAAAGCCUCCUCCCGAUGAUGUGUUUGACACUCUGUUGGUGGAGAGCAGACAGGCGGCUACGGUGGUCCUCAUGCUGACCAGUCCAGAGGAGGACGUACAGUCUAAAGCCUGCGAGGCCAUCUACAAGUUUGUGGAGAAAUGUGACGAGAACAAGAAGCUGUUGCUGGAUUUGGAGGCUGUGGACCCCCUCCUGAAUCUGAUUGCGGGAGAAGACCGGACCGUACGUCGACAUGCCAUCAUGGCCCUCGGAGUUCUCUGUGCUCACCCGGACGUACGCAAAGCCCUGAGGAAGAGACCCGAAGCCAUUUCUUCCAUUGUUGCACUUCUCAGUCCAGAAGAGGAUUCGGUGAUCCAUGAGUUUGCCGCCCUUGCUCUGUCCCUCAUGGCCACGGAGUUCACCAGCAAAGUGGCCAUCCACGAGGCCAGCGGUGUGGAGCCCCUUAUCCGUCUGCUGGGAUCCUCCGACCCAGACGUACAGAAAAACUCCAUUGAGGCUAUUGCACAGUUGGUCAUGGACUACCAAGCGCGGGGCAUGGUGCGGGAGUUUGAGGGCCUGCAGCCAAUCCUGGACCUGAUGAAGUCGGAAUACGCCAUCGUUCAGAGGCUGGCCCUGCUCACCCUGGACCGACUCACACAGGACGCUGAGAACCGUCGCGUGCUGCGAGAACUGGAGGCCAUCACCAAACUUCUGGAUGUCCUGGCCCAGCCCACCCUGUCUGACCUUCACGUGAUGGUCGUCAUGGUGUUGUCGAACCUUUUGGAGGACACAGAGAGCCUGGAGCUGGUGAAGGACAGCGGAGGUCUCAAACGUCUUGUGGCUCUGAUCACCGACCAACCCCCGCCCGAGGAAGACACGAAGAAGGGAGACAAGAAGGGAGGCUCACGGGCAGGGAAGAAGAGCGCCAAGGACUCUAAAGGUAAGAAGGAGGAUGAGGCCAAAGAGGAUGCUCCUGUGGGUGGCGACUCCAUCAUCCCCACCCUACCAGACGUCAAGAUGUGUGCGGCUAAAGCCAUCGCAAGAUCUGCCCGCAACAGUGAGAAUCGCAAGCUGCUCCAUGAGCAGGAGGCGGAGAAGAUGCUGAUCCAGCUGUUGACCUUUGACUCGGCCGACGUGCAGGCCUCAGCGGCUCUGGCCCUGGCUGUCAUCUCUGAGUACGUCAGUGCACGCGACGCAGUCAAGGAGUGGGAUGGUCUACCUCCCCUGGUGAAACUCCUCAACUCUGACAACGGUGACGUGAAAGAAGCAGCGACCCUCGCACUGGCCAACUUGACCACUGCAAACUCUGUCAACUGCAUUGAGAUCAGCAACCUGGGAGGUAUCGAGGCCCUCAUCGCAUGCCUGGGAGAGGUGAGGGAGGAAGUGGUGGCCAACGCAGCGUGUGCGCUGACCAACCUGGCACAGGACGAGGGUCUGAGGUCAGACGCACAGGUCAAAGGGGUCGUCCCAUCCCUCAUUGACCCACUGAGGUCGAACAACACAAACGUUCAGAGCAAAGUGGCACUGGCUGUGUCGGCCUUCACCUGUGAUGCAGACUCCAGACAAGAGUUCCGAGAAUCUGGAGGACUGGAGCCGUUAGUCUUGUUGUUGCACUCUGGGAAUGAUGAGGUCAGGAGGAACGCAGCGUGGGCGAUCACCGUGUGCGGAGUGGAUGAACCCACAGCCACAGAAAUCUGCAAACUGGGAGGUCUGCAAAUUCUCCAGGAGAUUCAGAUGUCAGCGUCACGCCACAGCCCGUUCAUCGAGGCGGCUCUACAGAGACUUCUGGACUGUAACCUGUCGGCUAAGUUUGCUCUGUACAACUACCUCGGACCCAGCAAUAUCAUCGAGGACGGGUUCUUCGACUGCGGCCAGCUCAGACAGGGCACGCCCUUCAAGACACUGGAGGACUACUGCCGGCAGGAGAUGGAUGACAAGAGACCGGUCAUACUUCUCAACGCCAAGGCUGGGGGAGAAACCGAGGGAGGGGAUUCUGGGAAGGCUGAGGAAGCAGACGUGAAGGCAGACACCUCCAAGACCAAAGAGACGACCUCAAAAGCCAACAAAUCCACGAAGGAAUCCAAAGGCAAAAGUGGCCGCAUGUCCCGGACUGGCUCGAGAGAGUCACCAGAGGCCAAUGCUAAGAAAGGCAAGAAAGGUCAGAAGGAUAAGGAAAAAGAGCUAGAGCGGCAACGGUUGGAGGAAGAGAAAAGUAAAGCCCAGAGAGAGAAAGAGGAGAAGGCGAGGGAGGAGGAGCUAGCCGCCCAGAGGGAGAAAGAGGCGGAGCUUCAGUCUGCGGAGAAAGCUCCCUUCACCCCGCCCCCCGACCCCCAGCUGGUCAAGUACAUCGAGGAGGUCUCGGAGAAGAUCCUGCCUCUUCCUACGUCCAAGGCACAAGUUGUGGCUCUCGCAGAAUUUGUGUCAGAGAAACUCGGCGGCUCCAUAGAGCGUGGUCAAGUGGCCAACUUUAGCUGGGAGCUGCCCCUCAGCCAAGUGAGGUUUGAACUCAAAUCUAACGUGAUACCCAUGGGUAGGAUGAAGGCUGGCAUCCACAUUCACAGAGCAUUGCUAUUCAAGGCUCUAGCUGACCGUAUCGCCCUCAACUGCUCCCUGACCCGCGGAGAAUACAACCGUGCCUGGAACGAGGUGCUGUUGCCUGAUGAUGAUGAGGAUGAACCCACAGCCCCCAAGUUCCCCCCCAAGAAGUACAUCGUCGACCUGGUUCACGAGCCGGGUGCACUGCUCACCCCAGACACACAGGCGGCCGUCAGCUACAUGAAGUUGUGAGAGGACGACCCCACUGUUGAACGUUAGACGACAUCUUUGUCUCCGAAUGACCACCAGGGAGAGUGCUUCCCCCCUCCCCUUCCCCGAGACAUUCCCUAGCCAACGGUCAAAUUUUGAGUAAAGAGAAGGACAUCAACACAGAAAUGAUCAUUUGGUAUUGGGAAAAAAGAAAGACAGUGAAACAGUAUAGGGAAAAAGAAGAAAUAGGACAUACCAGCGGCAUCCACUCCAGUGAUGUUCUCAAAUAUUAUAACAGUUUUGCUCACAUUCGUCAAUACGAUGUUUUGCAGUUAUGUUUCGGAAAACUAAUGUGAUUAAAAAAAAAUAUGUCGGAUUGACAGAGAUCUUGUUUGUCCUCCCCUUAUCUCUGCCACUGUUUUGCUCUGAAAUAUUGUGCGAGCUUUGAUCUAUUCAAGACAUGAAGAAUAUCAGAGAAAGAUUUCACAAAAAAAAUAAAAUAGUCAAUUGUUUGAAAAAACCCCCAAAGGUUUUUAAUCUGUACUCCUUGCUAUAAAGGCCGAUAUAAUGCUCCUAUCAAAACUGCUAGUUGUGAGGUUCUUAAAUCUACUUCAGAUUAUACCCAGAAAAGAUAAGGAAAUAUUUCUGUGAUUUGUAUAAUGGUACAGCAGCAUAAUGAGACGGUAGGACAGCCUGAAGGCAGAGAAGCUAUAGAAUAUUAUAAAAUGUAAUACUAGAGACGCCUCACGCUACUCAUGCUUUCUAAUAUAAUACUUCCUUUGGGUACACUUUUGUCUCACAUCUGAAGGCUAUGCCAUCUAUCACAUAUCACUUCAACUAUCUCUACGAUGAACUUGGUUUUUGUUUGUGGACGUCUCAGUAGCAGUUAUGUAAAAGUGAUAGAUUUUGUUCCCCCUUCCCUUCCUACUGAAGGCCCUCCGAACUUUCUAUAAGUUCUUUUGGCUGCCUCAGUCAUGCCCUCCCUCUCCUCUCCCUCCCCUCCCUACCCUGUCAGCCAUUACAGUUGUGUAACCAAAGUGACUUUUGUUGAUAGAUGACAUGCUUUAUUUUUUGUUAUAUAUGUGAACUAUGGCACAUCCUUUUAAUUUUACUCUCAGAUUUAUCCUGUAUUAUAAUUUUUUUAUUUUACCAAAGUGAUUUUUCUUGAUCCUAUCCACCAUUUGUUUCUCAAAGUGAUAACAAUACAACUCAUCAUUCCUUAAGAGUAUUGAUGACAUGCAAAAAGUCCUGAAGAUCGUGUAGUUCUGUUAAUUUGAAAGGAGCUCAGACUUUGUCCUUUAUUGUUUUACUUUGAGAUGAACUCUCUGGCAAGAUCAUAAUACCCGAAAUUGCUUUAUUUGUGGCCCGUUCACUUUACACACUUUAAAAAAGUCACAAGAAAUCAUGUCAUAGGUUUCUGCCUUUUGUGAACUGUGAUAAUACUGUCAAGAUUUAAACAGGCUUUUUCUAAAUGUUCAAUGACUUUGUGUGAGCUCACAGACUUUACAAACUUGAACUCACUGCAUGUAAAUGUUAGAUUCAGUUUGGUUCUCCUGGGUACUAGUUGAUGAUCCUGAAGGCCCCUGGAACAUUGUCUGUUUUGUGUUCUCAAGACGACUGUGAUUAAACAAACAUACUUUUAUCUAA